Messenger RNA from Lichtheimia ornata, 435 nucleotides. RefSeq lists its product as uncharacterized. Gene Ontology annotation, biological process: vesicle-mediated transport. Bases 1 to 435 code for a protein of 144 amino acids. Gene Ontology annotation, cellular component: membrane. Lineage: Eukaryota; Fungi; Mucoromycota; Mucoromycetes; Mucorales; Lichtheimiaceae. The transcript is spliced from 9 exons. The record is from RefSeq and is a predicted model, not a curated record.
AUGGGCCUAUUCGGUGAAUUCACUUCGCUCAAUUUUUCGCUCUAUGGACAAUGGCUUGGCAUUGUAGCCAUCAUAUUAUUGAUUGUUCUGGGCAUCAUUGGGUUUAUGUCUCAUAUCGCAUUUAGCAUCGUUGGAUGGGUGAUUGCAUUCAUUCUCCUUUUUGUGGAAGUACCACUAUGCCUAAAGCUUUGCCCAACGAGCCCAAAGUUUGACAGCUUCCUUACCUAUUUUGAGAACACCUGGCUACGAGCGUUGAUGUAUCUCAUCUUUGCGAUCGUCAUGUUCCUCAGCAACAUCAUCUCGUCAUCAAGUUUGAAUGCAUGCGCAGUCGUGUUAUUACUUGGCGCCAUCUGUUAUGCCAUUGCUGCGGUCCGAGGACAAUCAUUUGCAAGCUCUAGGCUGCUUGGGGGUACAGGUGUAAGCAAUGUCGUAUAA